AUGCUGCAGCAGCUCGUCGUGGGCGUCGUGGGCGCGCGCGACCUACUGGUCGGGGACCUGAACGGCUCGAGCGACCCGUUCGUGCAGGUGACGGUGCUGGACGCCAAGGGGAAGCCACUGGCCGCGGGUGGCAGCUUCAAGACGCGCGUGGCCAAAAAGACGCUGGCGCCCGAGUGGAACGAGACGUUCACGCUCGGCUCGCGCGACUUCGACCUGCGCCUGGCCACGGCGCUGCGCUUCAUGGUGCCGCUGGACCUCAUCACGUGCGAGGCCGCGCCCAUGGACGACUGGUACCGCAUCGUCAAGGUGCCGGAGCUCAUGAGCUGCGACGCCAAGGGCGAGCUGCGCCUGACCUUCUCCAAGCCGCCGCCGCCGGCAUCGCCCGUGGGCCGAGGCAAGGCCAAGUCGGUUGCGUUCCGAGGCGCGGAGGGACAGGAGGGGGGCCAGGGGGAGGAAGGGGACACGAGCCCCAACCUGCUCUACGUGACCAUCGACUCGGGCAAGGACCUGCUGCCCAUGGACCGCAACAACAGCAGUGACCCGCUCGUCAAGCUGUCGGUGGUGGGCCAGCGCCACCAGACCGAGACCGUGGCCAAGACGCUCAAGCCCCACUGGGACGAGCGCUUCGCCUUCCUGCUCAAGGACGCGCACACGACGCUGGAGCUGCUGGCGGAGGACGAGGACCGCACGAUCAACGACUUCCUGGGCCGCGCGCAGCUGGUGCUGGCCGACGUGAUCGUGCCCAACGAGGAGAAGACGGUGACCGUGACGCUGCUGGACAAGAAGCUGCUGCCCGACAAGGACCGAGGCACGCUCAAGCUGCGGCUGCUGUGGGUCUACGACCCGAACGCCGAGAGCAUCACCAAGAGCUCCAAUAAGAAGAAGGAGAAGUCCAUCCUGCAGUCGCUCAAGAAGUCCAUGCGCGUCAGUGCGCCGGACGGCCCGUACAACUCGGACGACGAGCUCAACGAGGAGGACGACGAAGUGGUGGACGUCGAGAGCGACGAUGACGUCGACGUUGCCUCGCUCCCCCCGCCGCCGCCCGGGACGAACAGGCUCAACUUCUUGGUGGCGACGAUCCACCGCGUGGAGGACCUGCCCCCGAUGGACUCGCUGCUGUUCGACAAGGGCGAGAACCGCAAGCACAACGGCGGGGGCAUUGAUGCCUACGUGGCUGCCGCGCUCUCUUCGGAGCCUGAAGACUUCGUCCGUACGCGGGUGCGCACCAAGCAGGGGCGACGCGACCAGUUGAACGUCAACUUCCGCGAGAGUUUGAUGAUGUUGCUGCCCGACGAGAAGUGCGAGGACAAGACCCACGACGUUAUCUUCAGCGUGAUGGACUGGGAUCCUGUGGGCGGCGACGAGGUCGUGGGCAAGUUCGAACUCAAGGAUGUGGAGGCUGUCGCCAAAGCUCAUGGCAACGAACCCUUCUGGGUGAACCUGUACGGCGCGCCGGUGAAGGGCGCCAGCAACAACAGUCGCGCGGCUGUGCUGAUGAACGAGAACUCGCACUUGGCGUCGGCGUACCGCGGGCGAGUACUACUAACUCUGCGCGUGCGUGCAAAGUCGUCGGAUUUGUACGACGCCAAGCACCAGAAGCGACUGGCUCCGAAGCUGGCGAUGGAGAACUACCCCGCCAGCCACGUUUACCGCAUGCGUGCUCACUUCGUGCAGGCCGUCGGUCUCCCAGCGGCUGUGGCUAGUGGAAAGCUGUCGCUGGUGCUAUCCUGCGGCCUCCACCAGAUUGCUUCGACAAGGAAAAAGGCUGAGAAUGGGAGUCUCAAGUGGAAUGAGACCGAGGAGAGCGACAAGAUGUUGUUUCCUGUGGACGCGUCCCAGGUGCCUGACGUAUUCUUGUACCUGUGUGAGAAGGACGACGAGAAGCGUGUGGCCAUCUGCUACAAGCGUUUCCAGGCCAAGGACCUGCUUUCGUCCAAGUUCCAGCGUGAAAUGGAGUGGAUUGCGCUCGUCGGCGAUCGCGCGGUGGGCAAGGCUAAACCACGGGAGGAAUUUACUGGCAAGGUUCUAGUGCGUUUGGGCUUCGGCCCCAUCGAGACGGCCACAGCUCAGAGCUGGGACCAGAAGGAGAUGAUCGAGCACGUGAACCACCGCAUGCCGUACCAGGUCCGCGUCCGCCUGCGCGAAGCCCGCAACUUGGUGUCACUGCAUGCCAGUACCAAGACCAUCGUUGCGAGCGCCAGUGUUCAGUGCUGGGACAGUAUGCAGAAGACGACCGAAACUAACGGAGAACCCUCUACCUCUCCUGUGUGGGCGCAAACGUUCUGCAUGGACGUGAAUCUGCCGAAUCUACGCUACGCGCCUCAAGUGCUGAUCCAUAUCAAGAACGAGAGCCCGCGCGAGUACAUUGGCACGGCAGCUGUGAAGCUUUCAGAUGCCGCAGACGGCAGCACUGCGGAUGGGAGUGUGACGUUGUGCACUUCUCAAGAACUCAAGCAGAACGAACGCCCCAAGGAGCCCACGCUCAAGUGGCUGCCCGUGGUUUUCAACGGCGACGACGUAGAGACUUCCCACGGCCAGGUCCUCACCUCAGUCGAGCUCAUCCGCAAGGCUUUCCCGGAUGAAACACUGCCAGAUCCAGAGGCGCUGGAGAAGGCCCACAUGAAUGCGUGA
Messenger RNA from Phytophthora sojae, 2631 nucleotides. RefSeq lists its product as hypothetical. Bases 1 to 2631 code for a protein of 876 amino acids. The record is from RefSeq and is a predicted model, not a curated record. The transcript is spliced from 2 exons. Lineage: Eukaryota; Oomycota; Peronosporomycetes; Peronosporales; Peronosporaceae. Gene Ontology annotation, biological process: plasma membrane organization.